GUCGCGUAUCUUCCUGAUAGCAACAAAGUGACGAUCCAAAUCACUUUCACUUGAUUUUUGUGCUCCUACGAAGUUAUACAUUUUCGUUUAUAGUCCGGUUGUCAUUGAGUGGAAUUUUGUGUUAACAUUUAGGAAUGAUUGAAAUUCUAUAUUCGUCUAGUUGUUUGAAACAUCGUCGAAAUUGUGGUACAAUUCGCAUCAUCUCAUCUCAAAGCUGCGUCUUUUGAACAGUUGAACAAACUUGUACAUUUCAAGUUUGUAAAAAUACUAGUUUUGAAUUGGAUAGUCCUCUAAUUGAAAAUCGUGAAUUACCGGCAAAUGGUGUCACAUUGCGUCAUAUAUUUGCAACCGCGUCUUUCAUACAUAGGUAUCAUUUAAUCAGUGAGUUCAGCUAUUGUAAUCGAGGGAGUAAUGAAUCUGUGUCACAUUUUCUGGAGAUAGAUAAUUUUCCGUCUACAAGAACGAACUCCAUAUCGUGAAAAUGUGUUGUUUCAUCGCCCUCAAAUUCAAACGGAGCGAAUGCGCAACAUGUAACGCUCAUACGCCACCACCUCUAGCAGCAUGCUGUGAAGCGGCGCUUGCAGUUCUGCCAUAUCCAUCACCGUCACACACGUCACCCGUGGAGCGUCGCUUGCUGAGAACAAUUUCCCAUACAAUGAACGACGAAUGGACGCACUCGCUCUGUCCUGUUCGUUCCUGCUGUCCGCUGCAGAGCGAGCCGGGUUGAGUGAGCAGAACAGCUAGCAGUCGAGCAGCAGAGCCGCUGAAUGUGUAGCUGAUGAAACUGUGCGGUGGUGAGCCAGCACAAUCGUCAUACUCGUGUGAGAUCCGUCUGCCAGAUAGGAGGCGAUACAACAGCGCAUAUUUUCGUUAGUUCCCAAAUUCAGGAAAUUUUCUUCCUCGCUGGUGUGGCUAAGAUUGUGCGCGAUUGUUCGAAUAUUCCGCGUCCGAAAGUGCAAAAUUCAGUCCGCGGCGGUACAUCGAUUAGCAUUUGAAGAGCAGUGAAAUAUUGAAAAGUACGUGAGCUGAGCGAAAGCUCGGGAAGAAUAUUCCGAAUGCUAAAUGCGCUUCCUGCUUCGCUCGGCCUUUUCUUUCAAGUGAGUGCGUGAGUGAGUUUCAUAACGGUGAGAAGUGAGCAGAGCAGAGAGCUCACGAGUGGUUCAUUCGAUUGGACGGAAAAAAAUUGUAAUCCAUCGCUAGGUCGCCGUCACUGCCGUCGUUGGUUUGCGCGAAUCCAGUUCAGACGAAUGCAGGCGUUUAUUCUGAUGAUGAAACCGUAGGAAGUCUCGUGAAAAACGUGGCCGAAUGCAUUGUGUUUGGGACUGGAAGGAUAGUGAUUGUGAGAAAGGUUUGAGUUUGGGUCAAUUUGUGCAAAAGAUUACCGCAGCAAAUCGACAGGAUAAAGUGUGAAGUGAAGAUAAAAAUCGAAGUUCCCCGUAACAGCAAGCGACGGGAAAAUUGCUGCUGCUGCUGCUGCUACCGUCGAGAACAAGCAGGAAGACGACAUAUCAGAAGCGGCGGUCAUCGUCGGUGGGAAAGAGAAGAAGAAAAACGGCACAACGGAAAUGUGUUAGUGAGAACUGAGUUCAUCGCCGUCGGAUGUGUGGGACCUCAACACGGAGCUAAUCGGAGCCAAAACGCCUCACAUCGAAUUCAUCUCGCGAAGUUAAUCUGCCGCUGCUGGCCGUGGAAUAACAGCAGCCGAAAUCGCGGGGAGAUGAUGUGCAGUUUUGCUCUCGGAAUACGUUUCAAUUCGUCGCGGUUCAGAAGUCGACGCGACGCGUCUGUAUGUGUGCAUCCGUGGUGUGGACAGCCACUUACGAUCUGAUGUAUGUGUGAAGUUUCUCUGCCGGCAGUGAUUCAAGCUGUAAGUUUGUGAGAAGCAAGAAUAAAGUGUAAAGCAUUAUUUUGAUACAAAGCAAAAAAGAAAAUAAGAGAAAUUGCAAUCGUGAAAAAAAUACAGUAGUGGUAUGAAGAGUUCGAUUUUUCCAACUUACAAGACUGAGUUGGAACUGUGAAAAAGCAGUUUUUGUGGGGUCAUACUCUAGCAGCAAGAGGAAGCAAAAAUUUUCUCACUGUGGAGAAUUGCGCGAAUGUGUGGAUGGGACUGGCUCGUGCUGUGACGAACGUGAUUAAAGAUUCCGAUGCAGUUGUGGAGAUGGCUCCCGCUCUUACCGAGCCGUUGAGUCCGAAUAAGCUUUCGUCGUCGGCAGCGUCAGGUGCAUCGCCUCGCACGGGAGUAGAAACCAGUGGUCAACAGGAGAUCCCAAGUGCCAGUGCUGAUUCUGGAACCGAAACUGUUUCCACGGCUCCACCCGACCCGGACGUGGUUCUUAGGGGUAGCAAUUGUAGCCCGGGGAUCGAACAAGUGGAGGACGAUAUUCAAAAUAACAACAGCGGCGGUGGACAACUUGCAAAGAUUGAUUCAGACAGUGGCAAGGAUCUUAUAGAGCUUGCCCUUGAGCAGCUUCAUCAGGAUGCGACUGCAGCACCGGCGAAUGUAGCAGGUGCUGAUGAAACGGCUGGAGAUAAUUCACUGAUUGCUUCAGCCCUAUCUCAAGCUGUGAUUGAUCACAUUUCAGAGGUGGCCACCACGAGCGAGCAAGUCGUUGCAAGCGAUAGUCAUUCUGACCUGCAACAACUUGACUCCCAGUCCUCAAUCAUCUCCAGCUCGAGUACCGCCAUGGGUCUGCAAAAAGAUUAUCUGAAAGACAAUCCGGAUAUGGAACAAAUGCUUGGGGAGCUAGCGUCUACGUCCGAUAUGGAGCUCCUCCAAGUGUUCAAAAGUCUCGAGGGUAAUCCUAGCGGAGAUGGCCUGUGUGCGGAACUGGCUGGCGGGCUCUCACUUUUCAACGAUGUGGACGUGAACAUUUACGAGGAAGUGGCUCAAACGAGUUCUCCCAACAAAGAUCGCGAGCGGCUAGAAAUGCACGCCGAAAUUGUGAAACGUCAGGCGCAAAUGCAACGGAAGUACGACUUCCUUAUUCGGCGCCUCAGUAAGCUCCAGGCUCGAUAUAUGGGGCAACAUGUGAGCGAGGAAAUAGCUGGCCUUUUCGAGUACACUCAGCGCUAUUGGAAGAAAAAAGACAAAGAACAUACCAAAGGACUCGCCUCGGGAUCUUCCACCGUUUCUCCAACGUCGUCCCUCAUUCCGGAUAUCAUCCCCUAUCAGCCACCUCCUCCCUCGUCCGCCGAUAAAAUGAAACCUAUUUCGACUAACGCAAUGAAAACAUUCGUCAAACGGUUGGAAGGAAUCGCCGUUACCCAAUGCUCAACCCAGGCGAAGCGAAUCUACGGUAAUCGAUACUUUCAGGGCACCGCCACAUCUCCUGGUGGUGAUUCGGGUGGCGUUGGUACACCCGGGGGAGCGGCGGUAGCCUAUACCACACUGUCAACGACGAUACCGAAGUUCGAGAAUGCUGCGAUUGUCCAGUUGGAGCAGACCGCCGGCCUGUUGCACUCGGAGUUGAAGCUGAUACAGAACACAAUGGAUUCGGAAGCGACGGCCAGUAGUUCUGGCGGAGAGUCCGCUGAUGAAAUGGUACUGUACAACAACAUGAACCAGCAGUCGCUGUUGAUUGCUAAGCGAGCAGCGUGGCGUUGGGCGAAAGAUCGUGCUUCGGUGGCAUCAAGAUGGACCUGGUUGCAGGCGCAAAUCGCCGACCUGGAGUAUCGCAUCCGACAAUACAACGAACUUCACAACAAGAUUAAAAUCAACAAGGGUGCCGUGACGCUGGAAGAAGUUCCCACCACUCAGCAGGCACCUCCGCAGCAAUCUGUUAAUGGAUACCGGGGCACGCUUCCCGGUAACAAUAAACCUCUGGACGAUAGUUACGAUGCGGCGUCAAGCAGCACAACGACCCCUAACGGAGCAUACGAUCAGAAUGGUGCGUCCUGUCGGACGCGCCCAUUUCAUCGGAAUGGUUUUCGGAAAAGGAAAUUGCUGCAGACUGCGAAUAUGCACAUCAUUUCCAAAAAAGUUGCCCGACCUAGCACCAUCAAAUGUGGCUGUGCGUGGCCGUUACACCCGUGCGCGCUGUGUUCCGGCCGGCAGGAUCCCACAGCGCCAAGAGAUCUGGCUGACACGAUGCCGGCAACGGAACGAGUUGCACUCCUCGAUCCGUGUUACCAUCCAGUGUUAAGUUUCUCUGAAGACGUCUCACAUAGUAUCCACUUCGAAGCGAUUCACCGAAUACCGGAGUGGCAGAACAAAAUGAUCCGCACUUCGACCAAAUCGCUCAGCAAGAGCGUCUCCCAGAAGUCUGCCAGUGCUGGCGGCAGUGGACUCUGUUCCACCAGUGGCAGCACGCCGGCCUUUCCGUCCUCUGGUGACGAAGGAGCUGGUGCAUCCGGGAGCAAAAAAAUCGGCCCCGAUGGCAAACGAAAAUACACCAAGCACAACAAGCUCAACAGUUCCCAAGAUUUUGCGAAUUCCAAAAACAAGAAAUCGAAUUCCAGACGCAACCUGCUGCUGGCAAACACCAACAGCCGAAAGUCCACCACUGCCGGUUAUCCUCAAGCGGGACCCAGCGGCAGUAGCAGUCAGCCGUACGGAGCGAGCAGCAGUUUUAGUGGGAGUUCCAAUAGAUACUACAAAAGCAGAAGCAACAAGUAUCGCAAAGCGUCACUAUCGGCAACCAUGCCCCUGCCUGCCAGCAGCGCAAGUCGGAAUCGCUACAGCAGCAGUGGUGUCACCGGAUCGUUCGAUUAUAUGGAUUCGAGCGGGUUACAGCACGACGGUGCCGGUAGCAACAGCAGCCGAAGUAAAAACUCAUCCCCAACGCCAUAUCAUCAUCGGAAUGAGAGGAGGAAUCGAAAUUCGUACGAUAUUGACAAUAUCGUUAUUCCACAUAGCAUAGCAGCGGCAAACAGAACGGAGAUUUUACCUUAUAAAGAAAUUCCCACACCAAGGUGGCGCAUAAUUAGGGACCAAAAUCACGCUGUGGAUAAGGAGAGCGACAGUACAAGCUUAACAGGACCACUCGAUACUAGUCAAACCGUACAAAUUGGAGAAGAAGCAAAUAACAUCAACAAUGCGACAUCGAUCGAGACCAAACAGGUUUCGACGCAGCUGUUACCUCCGCUUUCCACUGCAACGCAGUCGCUACACGAGCUUGCAAACGUUGUUCCGUCAGUAACUGGAGGUCAGAUGAUUGUCCUGCCCGCCAUCGAUGAAGAGGAUAUCUCCGACGACACCUUCCUGGCGAAACACGAGCGUGCCCUGCAAGAAGAACGCAAAAAGUUCCAAUCCUAUAUGAAGUUUCCAUGGAGCAGGCCACGUGCGAAUCGACGAAUCGAUAGCAGGGCAGGUUCGAGUGAGGCCAACACGCCAGAUCCCACGUCGCCUGCGCCACCCAUUCCACUGGUGGAUCAUGAGUCUAAUACUUCACCUGCAUGUCCUUCGACGCCGCUUACACCGCUGGAUUCGCUGGAACUAUCGGAAACAAAUGUUAUUAACGCCUUCAAUCAAAGCCUCAACAAGAAAGAGCGAAGACGAACAGUGUCCACUAAAUUUGCGAGAGAAGAUAUCCAGGUCAGCGGCACACCGGAAUUUAAGGAGGUCGUUGCCCCAUACGAUUCUCUGGAGUUCCCCCUGCCAGAUGAUGUCUACGAUGAGAUGAUCCGGCUAAUGCCCAGUGAUCACCUCAUCCUGAUAGAUGACACACUGAGCAAGCUGACGAGACCAAACAGACCAAACAAUAAUAUGCUGCUAUUGAACAAAAAUAAUCUCGAUCUAAUACCCUCGAGCAGUGGCCUGAUUUCGAACCCGAUGAGUUCAAAUAUGUCCACCACCUCAACGACACUAUCGGCAACCGAGAAUGAUAUCGAUGAUUUGGACUGCGACGAUAACGAGGAUGAUUUGCUGGCGGCAAAAAAGGUGGAGAGCCAAAUAAUUAUGGAAAAGCUGUUGAAGAGUUGCGACGAGAGUCGCAUAUUCGUCGGAGCGCCCCAGGUGGUGGCAGACGAGGAAGAUCCAAUGGACGACGAAGAGACGGAUACCGGCGAAUCGUUGUUUGUUGAAGAGGAUGAUCCCAAUGAUCCGGAGUGGUAUGAUCGUCCCGGACGUGGUCGAACCUAAAACACAUACACACACAUGCACUCCCCGCGACGCACGCCUGAUCUCUCUCGAUCACUGCAGAAUUUGAUUUCGUUGUUAGUCUGUACUGUAUUAUAAUAAGAGCUAAUAAUUACUUUUCUAAUUUUUAACACGUAAGACACUUGAUAAUAGCAUUAGAAAUUCUCACUUGUACAGCGCAGAUCAAAAUGAGGAAAUUACGUAUCGGAAAUAUUAUUGAAGAAGCAAAAUAAAACAGAGAAUAAUACUGAGCACCUAUAAUGCUCUGCAAAUCA
Molecule: messenger RNA, 6351 nt
Organism: Toxorhynchites rutilus septentrionalis
Lineage: Eukaryota; Metazoa; Arthropoda; Insecta; Diptera; Culicidae
Gene: nsl1
Exons: 13
Coding region: 2102-6079 (1325 amino acids)
Cellular component (GO): NSL complex
Molecular function (GO): histone acetyltransferase binding
Source: RefSeq, a predicted model, not a curated record